Aplosporella prunicola CBS 121167 is the source of this 784-nucleotide messenger RNA. RefSeq lists its product as uncharacterized. The record is from RefSeq and is a predicted model, not a curated record. The transcript has a single exon. Lineage: Eukaryota; Fungi; Ascomycota; Dothideomycetes; Botryosphaeriales; Aplosporellaceae. Gene Ontology annotation, biological process: transcription initiation at RNA polymerase II promoter; RNA polymerase II preinitiation complex assembly. Gene Ontology annotation, cellular component: transcription factor TFIIA complex. The coding region runs from base 79 to 453 and encodes 124 amino acids. Gene Ontology annotation, molecular function: RNA polymerase II general transcription initiation factor activity; TBP-class protein binding.
UCAUCGUUCGUCUUUCUAUCUCUCAUUCACCUACCUACAAAGUAUCAAGUGUCACCAAAGUCGGCACCAAAUCUUGAAAUGGAAACAGACUUAGCGCAGCACCACUACCGAGGUACCAGCAUCGGGCUGUCGCUCAUCGAAACUUUGGACGACCUGAUAAGGGAUCAGCGCAUCACGCCACAGCUGUCAUACAAGGUGCUAGCAGCCUUCGACAAGGAAAUUGUAAGAACGCUCAAGAGGCGCAUCCAGAAGCGCAUGACUUUCAAAGCUCAAUGUCGAACUUAUGGCUUCUACGAUGACAAAUGGAAGUUCGAGCUCAAGGAUGUCAAAUAUAGGUUGGACAGCGGAAAACCUAUGGAAAGCGCAAGGCUGAGCAUCUCCGCUAUUUCAUCAGGAGCGGACCAGGGAAAGCAGCGAAAGGCGAAGAAGAAACAAAAGGAGCCAACGGAUUAAGGAUUACGGGAGGCCUACGUUGAGACUGUAAUCGCCUUGCUGCCGACUUCAUUUGCCGCGACAAAUUAUUCUGGGUCCGUAUGGUCUUAAGAGGCACUUUGGAUCGCGGUAUGGAGAGUAAACUGGAAGAGACGAAUUGAAAAUUGGGACUCCAAAAUAGAAGGUUCCACCGGAAUGCAUAUGCGCGACUUGCCAUUUAAAGUGAGCAUAUCAGCUCGUGGAACGUUCCCAAGAGCCGGGGCGGUUGAAGUUUUAGUUUCAGCGGGUUGGUGUUGCUUGCGCUAGCCUUUAUGCGCAAGAGUAGAAUAAGGCAUGACAUACCAGUAGAAAC